Messenger RNA from Mytilus trossulus (common blue mussel), 840 nucleotides. RefSeq names its product E3 ubiquitin-protein ligase DZIP3-like. The transcript is spliced from 5 exons. NCBI's taxonomy places the organism in Eukaryota, Metazoa, Mollusca, Bivalvia, Mytilida, Mytilidae. The coding region runs from base 331 to 840 and encodes 169 amino acids. The record is from RefSeq and is a predicted model, not a curated record.
CCUAAAGUUUACAAACUGUGAAAUCGAAAGUGAAAGUCGUUUUGUGUCUACAGGAUAAUGACGAUCAUUGACUAUCUUGUUCCGUGUGGUAAUAUACAAUGAAAUACAGAUCCAUGUGAAACCAAGGUGACGUGAAAUGCUGAAAUUAACUGGGGAAAAAUAAUGUUAUGCAGAUGUUCUCAAAGUUAAGAAACAGACCUCAGGAAAAUCGUAAAAAGCUCAGUUAUGAACAUAAAGAUCCAAAUAUGCAUGAAUAGCUGUGAUGAACUUUGUUGAAGAAAUAAAGACAAAACUCUGUACAAAGUAUUAAUAAUCAGCUAAAUUAUCAUCAUGUCAACUAGAUUUACUCAAGAGGAGGAAAACUAUGUCAGAAUGAGCUUGCUACUGACGGGAAUAUCUCCUCGUGCAGCACGAGCUUUGUUUGAUCAGGAAUUUGUUCCAUCGUGCUUGAAUGCCACAAUAACGAAAGAGUACAACACACUGAUAGACCUUCAGAAGAGGCGAAUAAUUAACAAGCCACAGUGGAACCUGCUGUUCCCAAGACGUCCCGAUGUACCUGAUUCCAAAACAUUUGAUGUAACUCUAAUAAUAACGUUAAUUAGACAUCUGACUGAUCUGACUCCUCCUCAUGGUGGAUAUGACAAGUUACCAUCUGAUAAUGAAACGACACCAACCUCAGAUUUAGCCAGGAUAAAAUAUUACAGAAACAUAUUGGCUCACCUGGAUGAGGGGAAAAUAGACAACUCUACAUUCAAAACUACAUUCAGCACAGCAUGGGACAAUAUAGCUAAUAGGGCCGUUAAAAAUUUUAAUGGUGCCAAACCUUCUCCCUUUUUCUGA